Molecule: messenger RNA, 5235 nt
Organism: Oncorhynchus masou masou (cherry salmon)
Lineage: Eukaryota; Metazoa; Chordata; Actinopteri; Salmoniformes; Salmonidae
Product: leucine-rich repeat and fibronectin type-III domain-containing protein 4-like
Exons: 3
Coding region: 774-3548 (924 amino acids)
Molecular function (GO): protein binding
Source: RefSeq, a predicted model, not a curated record
UCACACACACACACACAGGCUCGCUGCAGCGAAAUCCACAAAUCACAGACUAGUGCAGCACAGGACGGCAGGGAAAAUAACGUCAAAACAAGCCAUUGAUUGAGUUGUGGAAAAGCGCGUCGACCACAGAGGUGAACCAUGCAAUCGUUAUAGGUCGUUGACAUCUAUGGUUGCGAGCCUUCUACUUCUACAGCGCCGCUCCUUUCCCUGGGCAUGUCUGAAGGACUAACACAAAACAGGCAGCCUGACGGAAGGAACCAGGGAGUGAGAAGGCAUCAUUAACCUUCCCACACAGUGGGGAAACUGAACUGCCCAUUUAGGAGGAGAAAGGGGGUUAGAGAGGAGGGGGUUUGGACGUUUGAGAGGGCGAAAGGCUGUUCAACACGGAGAGAACACAGGCUUGGGGAUGUUCUAGAGCCUCGCUGCUUCUGCAAAGGACAGCGAGAGGAAGAGGGGUCUGAAUACCAAUAACUACAGAGUAAACUGAAGAGACUGGAUACCAUCCUGGGAGAAGACUGAAGACUGCAAUUAGUGAAUAGAUAAGAGACCGAGGAGGAUAAAUGCUGUGAAGCAGAAUGAAAUGUUUCACACAUUUCAAAUCUGUUGUUGAUCUAGAAAACAUAAGCUUGUUGUCUCUGAAAACCUCCGGGGCUCAUGCUUAAAAAACUCAAUUGGAUUAUUUCGAUUCACGCUCCAGUUAUCAGAACGAAUCAAUGGAUGUGGCGUCCUGAACAGCAUAAGCAGCAAAACUUCUGUGAAUAACCAGCACAACAAUGCCUAAAUCCAACUCACAAAUACUACACCCAUACCUGGCGCCACACCACACAAAAUACUAUUGGAAGCCUUCAAAGCAAAGCUCCUCUCUAAAAGGAGCCCACCCAGACAGACCAGUACCCCCUCCUAAACUCAAGCCAAAGGUGACCAAACCUUCCCUGAGACCCCCUGCCUGCCCUCUGACCCCACAGACGGUAGUCUGGCUGGCCGUGGUGACUGGUUCCUGUGUCUUCCCUGCGCUACUUGGCCCAGGCGUGUCUGCUGGAGAGACCUGGGGCAUGGUCUCCAUCUGUCCCUUCCACUGUGUGUGUCGAAACCUCUCAGAGUCUCUGAGCACGCUCUGCGUCAACAAGGGCCUGCUGUUCGUCCCUCCUGACAUUGACCGGCGCACCGUGGAGCUCCGUCUGGCAGAUAACUUCAUCCUGGAGGUGGGCAGGGUGGACUUUGCCAACAUGUCAGGCCUGGUGGAACUGACUCUGUCCAGGAACACCAUCCACACCCUGCGGCCCCUGUCCUUUGCUGACCUGGAGAGCCUGCGCUCACUCCACCUGGACACCAACCGGCUGACCAUAGUUGGGCCAAGAGACCUGUCCGGCCUGACCAACCUACAGCACCUCAUCAUCAACAACAACCAACUGACCGACGUCUCCGCCGAGGCCUUCGAUGACUUCCUGCAGACGCUGGAGGAUCUGGACCUGUCCUACAACAACCUGAGGAAGGUCCCCUGGGAGGCCAUCCAGAACAUGGCCAGCCUGCACACCCUCAACCUGGACCACAACCUCAUAGACCAGAUCGCUGAGGGCUCCUUCGGCGAACUCUACAAGCUGGCCCGCCUGGAUAUGACAUCCAACCGGCUACAGACGCUGCCCCCCGACCCCUUGUUCUCCCGCUCCCAGACGGGCGUGGUCAGCCCCACGCCCUACAGCGCUGUCAUCAGCCUGAGCUUCGGGGGGAACCCCCUGCACUGUAACUGUGAGCUGCUGUGGCUGAGGCGGCUGAUCCGCGGCGACGACAUGGAGACGUGUGCCACCCCCGUCCACCUGGCUGGGCGCUACUUUUGGUCCAUCCCAGAGGAGGAGUUCACCUGUGAGCCUCCGCUCAUCACACGCCACUCCAACAAGCUGUGGGUGCUGGAGGGUCAGAGGGCCACGCUGAGGUGCCGUGCCAUCGGUGACCCUGAGCCCAUUAUUCACUGGAUCUCCCCUGACGACCGCAUCGUGGCCAACUCCAGCCGUGUGUACUCCUACUACAACGGCACCCUGGACGUGCUUGUGACACGGGCGCGUGACGACGGGGCUUACACCUGCAUCGCCAUCAACGCUGCCGGGGAGGCUACAGCCCUGAUAGACCUCAAGAUCAUCCCCCUCCCUCACCGCGGCAACAACACUGUCCCCCUCACCAACCCUCGUGGAGACCCAGGCUCCUCAGACAUUUCCAGUGGGAGAACAGGAGGGUCUGGAAGGAACGGGAAGGGUGGUGGUUCGGUAAAGAACACCACGGGAGAGGGCGGAGAGAGGGGGGAUGGAGAAGCCAGUACCAGUGAGCGUUUGGUGGGGGUCCUGGGGGUGACUGCCACCUCUGCCCAGGUGCGCUGGGUCCUGGGCCGGGCCACUGGGCCGUACCUGGUGUGGAUGUACCAGAUCCAGUACAACUGCACUGCAGAUGACGCCCUGGUGUACAGAAUUCUGCCGCCUACAAGCAGCUCUUUCCUGCUGAAGAACCUGGUGUCUGGAGCAGACUACAGCCUGUGUGUCCUGGCCAUCUUUGACGAUGGGGUGUCCACCCUGGCCACCACCAAGGUCCUAGGCUGCACCCAGUUCAGCACCAAGGAGGACUUCCCAGAGUGCCGAUCCCUGCAGGCCCACUUCCUGGGAGGCACGCUGACGGUCAUGGUGGGGGGGGUCAUCGUGGUAACACUGCUGGUGUUCACCGUGGCGAUGAUGGUAAGGCACCGUGUCUGUGGAGACUGUCGAGACGAGGGCCACUACCCUGCCCAUCACCAUGACGACUUCCUUCCCUCCAAGGAAGGAGUGGAUGUUUACGCUCAGACCAAUGGAAAUGGGAGCGUGAUGAUGGUGGCUCUGCCCAACAACAUUCUUGGCCAACAGGCUAAGCCGCUGCCAUUGAAAACCAAACCCCAAGCCAAGAACAAGCCUGGGAAACUACCCAAGCCAAAGCUUGACUCAGAUCAGCUCAGCGGGGAGGGAAAGGGUGAGAAGCCAGGCCUGGAGGUGGUCGUGAGGGGGAAAGGAUUCCCCCCUUUCACCCUUGAGAGUGAGAGAGUGACACUGUACUACUCCCCUGCCAACACCUCCCAGACCUUACCCCAUCCCCGAGCUCACAAGGCCCCGAAACACUCAGGCAAGCUCAAGCUGCGCCGCUCUGAGGAGAAGGAGAGAGACUUGGACAAAAUGGUGGGCUCUAUAUGCAGCCUAGACUCUGAGGCCCAGGGGGAGGAGUUGGAGCGCGUGAAGGACUCGAGGAGGGGAGAUCGCCCGCCACUAGGGCCGACACGCAGCUGCUCCUUUGACGUGGGCGAGAUCACCACGACAACCUGCUACGGAUAUGCGAAGCGACUGAGUGUGAUAUGGACCAGGAGGAGCCAGUCGGUGCAGGGCAUGCUGGUCCAGUGUGCCUCAACAGCCAGUUCAGCGAGCAGCACAGGCAGUGACCACCCCCCGCCUGCCCUCACCCAUGGCUACCUGCACACCAACAACACCUCUAAGUCCAGUGAGGCUGACAACAUUGGAGACCUGGAAGAGAGUGUUUUAUAGGGUGAAGUGGACAGAGGGCCAAAAAGGAACAAAACAAAGACAAAAUGGAUACAUUGACAGUGGACGGGUGGAUGUAAAAGCCAUUUGGCUUAAAAAGGACAAGAAACUAUCAAAGCACACAGUGCAUUGCACAGGGAACAUAGCACAUGGUGAAGGAGGUAAUGCCACGUGUGGUGUGGACAGAUGGGAGUGACAGCUAUUGUGGGGGGAAAAAAAAGGUAUAAUGAUGUCUGCUGGUCUAAAGCUGUGAGAUACCGACGACCCAAACGCAUGGGGAUUACAACCGGAGACUUGUUUCAACAAGAUAAAUUAAACCAUUAAUGAAUUACUACAGUAAAUAAAUCAACCACCACUCAACAGCAGCGUCUCGACUUUGAAUGCCAAACCGCUGAGUAAAUCAGGCCUCAAAAACUGGUACAUGAGACAACUGUGAUAAUCAGAUGCCAGUCAAUUAUCAUGUGUUUGUUUGCAAAGAGCAGGAAGCAGCCUAUCUACAAACACAGAGGUGUUUGUUUAGCUGAGAGAGGGAGCGAGAGAGAUGGAGGGAGAAUAAGGGGUAGAGACACUGGCUAGGGGGGGGGGCAGAAUAGAUGCCUGGCGUCGGGGAGGAGCUCGGAGAUAACGCCGUCGACAGGGAGUUGGUUCAUGCUACGUCCAUCGAUGCCAUCUGUCAUGUACUUCUCUGUAGUACACGUUCAUAGCCGCAAAAGCCCCGUCGAGCUCAAUUAGCAUGAGCUGUGUGAUUGAGUGGCCGAUACACACAUUCACACAUAAGUGAGACGACAAGGAGAUAGUGUGAGAGAAGUGCGUGCAUCCGUUUCCUAUUUUCUUGCCAGUGGCAAACUGCUGACCUGUUUCAGCCAAUUAAAAAAAUGCUGAUUGGAGAAUUCACACAAACACAAUGUGAACUCUGCCUAGCGGUGCUGCAACUACUGACCCGCGGUUCUACAACCAACCAUCGUUCACAUCGGAGAGCCCAGAUCUGUCAUGUUCUGCUGACAACUCCAGUUAAUAUCUGGGCCCAUAUACACAAAGCCUCUCAGAGUAGGAGUGUUGAUCUAGGAUCAGUUUGGCCUUCUAGCUCAUAAUAAAUACGAUUAUAUGGACAGCUGGGUACCUGAUCCUAGAUCAGCACUUGUAAUCUGAGAUACUGUGGACAACGGGCCCAGAUUGGCAGAUCUUGGUGGUUAUUUUAGAAACUACUAUAACACAUCUUCCCAGUUAACAGGACCAGCUUGGGUAAAGCUCGAGUGUUCUAAGCUGUAGAUACAAUUGUUGAACUCCUCCUGAACUUAACUGCACAUCUCAGAAGUAGCUCAGACAUCUCCAAUACGCUGGAUAAGAAAGCAAAGCAGUUAUUUUAAGUAGUCAUUACGAUCCAAGUCAUUCAUCCUGGCUGGCCGUUUUCUGCCCCUGCAUAUAAAACCCUACCUGUGAGCAUAGCCGCGGGAAGUACGGGUGCUGAAACACCCCCCUCCCCCCCAAAAACAAAAAACUAAUCUGAAUUAAAAAAAUAUAUAUAAAUUUUGUCCAACGGGGACUUAACUAAUCCUGUAUUAGUCGACCGAUAUAGCCCUCUGUAGUGUGGGGAAACUAUUUUUUUUUUUCAUCAAUGUUUCAUAAAUAAAACACUGUAUGGCUUCAACACGGUAAAAAAAUAUUACUUUGAUAUCAUUGAUGGUCAGUC